AGGUUGUCAUCGGAGUCGUGAAAAUUUUCUCCAUUGCGGUGUUCUGACCUUCCAGUUGAACAUUCCAAGCAAGCAACUGGACAACCCAACAACCAAACACACAAAUCAAACAAACAAACAAUCAAUCCUUCAAGAUGACACUGGAAGAAGAACCGCAGUUCACUACUAUUCAAAGAAGACGCUCCCUCAAGGGCGAUUCGAUUCGGUCUCUCAGAGAACACCUGGAAGCAUCCUUAUCAUCGAGAUCCCUGCAAACUCUUGACGACAAAAACGCGGAAACCAACAAGAAGGAACGAACCGAAAUUACAAAAAAUGCAUCGAUCGAGGAGCCACGAGUAGAGGAACAACGAGACGAAAAUGAAAAGUUUGCGGAUCGACAUGCCGACCAAGUCCGAUCGCGACUCUUGCAUCAAUUGGGCAUCCAAAAACAACUUGCCAUUCAGAACGCCACCCAAAACGCCAACGCCAGCGCCAGUAACAGCGAAGCUUGGGGACCCACCACCGAAUUGCCACUCAAUGACGCCAAGACAUCCUGGGCCAAACAACCCAACCAUCGCCAACUCCAGUUCCACCCCACAGUCACAGUCCACCCCAUUCCCAGUUACAAAGUGUACAGCAAACGCAUUCAACGCACUAUUUGGACGAAUGCGCAAGAACUGCAAGAACAAGUCACACGCAAUGCCCUCGAAUUCAAUUACGAACAAUGGGACGCCAAUAAGGUGUUGGACGAAGACAAUGGAUUACUCUUUCACGACGGGGAAUGGAUUCAUCCGGUUCACGUCGAAUUUACCGUACCAGAAGGACAGCCCGAAUUGUCGUCGGAAGAAGAACUCUGGAUAUUGACGUGUCAUCGACUCGGUAUUCAGCCCGCCGCAUUUUAUCAUUCUCUUUCGACAGGACCGCCGCCGCUAUCGAAACAGCCGCAUGUGUGAUUACUUUUAUUUUUAUUGUUGCAUUGGGCGCUCGCGGCAGGUUGUCUCUGGCUGCUUCGAAGUUGCAACAUUUAUGUCUGAUUUUAGAAACAUUGCCUUUGGCGUCUGGCAACAAUGAAUGAAUGGCCCGAGAUCGACAAGAAACGAGAAUUGGAUUCGAUUCUUUCACUCGAACCAGGUCCACAACCACCGAAAAAGGCGUUACUGGAGAGGUUUGCCAAGCAAAACACGCGGCAAAACUCUCCAAUAAAUACAUCCUAAAUAAAUAAAUAGGAUGAGUGAUCUGCAACAAAGUAUGGUGACGCGAGCUAUCUGAUCACGUGUCCAAACCAAUGGGGAGGACAACCGAGACUUGUACCAAUGAAGGGGGAAUUUUUUUUUUGCUGAGCUUGAAAAUCUCGCCAUAGAGGUGCAGCAAUGUUAUACAUACAUGAAGAUAUAAAGUCGUUGCCUUC
This is a messenger RNA of Seminavis robusta, 1387 nucleotides long. The record is from the annotation of a GenBank genome assembly. NCBI's taxonomy places the organism in Eukaryota, Bacillariophyta, Bacillariophyceae, Naviculales, Naviculaceae.